CAACAACAACAGUAAAAUUUUUUAUCGUGUGGUGUGCAAGUGUUUUUUUUUAUAAAAUAUAAGUUCUUGGGAAUUCUGCUUCUACUUUAGCUUUUCGACGCUGCCGCGCUGUUGCUUAAGUUGGACCACCUACACAGAGGACGUUUAAGUGAGCAAGCUACGACGACGAAAACGCCGCAGCAACGCAGCUUUCCUCCUUGGCGGUCCAACGGUGUGGAACAGUGUUGUUCAUGAUGUCGGACUACAGCGACUUGGAUCGACAAAUUGAGCAGCUAAAACGCUGCGAAAUCAUCCCGGAGAAUGAGGUAAAGUCUCUGUGCGCAAAGGCUCGUGAAAUUCUAGUAGAGGAGGGCAAUGUACAGCGCGUGGACUCGCCCGUAACCGUCUGCGGUGAUAUACACGGUCAGUUCUAUGACCUCAAGGAGCUUUUCAAGGUGGGCGGCGAUGUGCCCGAGAAGAACUAUCUGUUCAUGGGCGAUUUUGUAGAUCGCGGCUACUACAGCGUCGAAACAUUCCUGCUGCUGCUGGCGCUUAAAGUGCGCUAUCCGGAUCGCAUCACACUGAUACGCGGUAAUCACGAAUCUCGUCAGAUAACCCAGGUCUAUGGCUUCUAUGAUGAGUGCCUUCGCAAGUAUGGCUCAACGGCCGUCUGGCGCUACUGCACCGAAAUCUUUGACUACCUCAGCCUAUCGGCCAUAAUCGAUGGCAAGAUAUUUUGCGUACACGGCGGCCUCUCGCCCUCAAUACAGUAUUUGGAUCAGAUACGCAGCAUUGAUCGCAAGCAGGAAGUGCCACACGACGGCCCCAUGUGCGAUCUGCUCUGGAGUGAUCCCGAAGACCAAACCGGCUGGGGUGUUUCACCACGCGGCGCUGGCUAUCUGUUUGGCUCCGAUGUGGUAUCGCAGUUUAAUCGCACCAAUGACAUCGACAUGAUAUGCCGUGCCCAUCAACUGGUGAUGGAAGGUUUCAAAUGGCACUUUAAUGAGACAGUGCUGACUGUCUGGUCAGCGCCCAACUAUUGCUAUCGUUGCGGCAAUGUGGCGGCCAUUUUGGAACUGAACGAGUACCUGCAUCGCGACUUUGUCAUCUUUGAAGCCGCCCCACAGGAGAGCCGCGGUAUUCCUUCCAAGAAGCCGCAGGCCGAUUACUUCCUCUAAUUAAUGGCGUUGCUGCUGCCCCACGGAUGACAAAACUUGGAGCCGCAAAUAGAUACAUACUGAUUACUGCCAGCCUGCCUAUAAGCAAAGAAAUUAAUCAAUUACACAUAUACAUACAUAUACGUCUUUAUAUAUACACAAAACGUAAUCUUAAGACAGUCAGUCAGUCAAUCAGUCCUGCUUAUAUUUUAUGCUCCUUAACAUAAUUUCAUGCUCCCAUUUAUUCAUUAUUUUUCCUCUUGUGGCAGCAAAGCCAUUUCUUCUUAUUUACCUGACCCUAACAUCAUCUCUAGCUGUAAGAAUUAGAAUUGUGUAGCCAGUUUCAUUUACAUUCAUUUAGUUAGUUUCCUUGCUCUAUAUAUUUGCUUAUAUAUACAUACCUACAUAUAAUAAUUUUAUAUAUUCCUAAACAAUUCGGCACAACUCUGUGCUUGGCUUAGUGGCCGUCAUCUGGUGUGUGUAGCUGGCAACUUGUAAUAACAUAAGUUUAAAGAAUAUUUUUUUUUAUAAUUAUCUAAAUCAUAGUCGCACAUUUCAAGAGGAAAAGCCUGCCAACCACCAUAGUGCUUCAAAAGCGGCGACUAUCGAAAUGAAAGUAUCAAACAUAAAAUAACUAAGCAACAGCAACAACAACAAAACAAUAAAAAUGUACUGUAAUGAUUUUUAGCGUUUAAGCCACAUAAACAAAUACACACACACACACAUUAACAAAAAAAAAAAAAAA
This is a messenger RNA of Drosophila busckii, 1881 nucleotides long. It is a transcript of the gene Pp4-19C, whose product is annotated as serine/threonine-protein phosphatase 4 catalytic subunit. Gene Ontology annotation, biological process: double-strand break repair via homologous recombination; peptidyl-serine dephosphorylation. Gene Ontology annotation, cellular component: cytoplasm; nucleus. Bases 231 to 1157 code for a protein of 308 amino acids. NCBI's taxonomy places the organism in Eukaryota, Metazoa, Arthropoda, Insecta, Diptera, Drosophilidae. Gene Ontology annotation, molecular function: protein serine/threonine phosphatase activity. The transcript has 3 exons. The record is from RefSeq and is a predicted model, not a curated record.